CGAAAUUAUUAUAAAAUCACUGGCUCACGAAUCUUCUUGUCUCGACUGUCGACUGAGCUCAAGCUUUCGCCAAAUAGAAACUUCUUGGAAAGCUACCGUUUACCUUACUCGUCCACACAAAGAGCGAAAGAGUAAGCCGAGAAGCCAUUAAAGGGGAAAGCAAAGCAACAAGUUCUUCUCUCUUCGUUCUCGCAGCCGGGAGUUGAAUCAGCGAGCAGGCAGGGAAAAAAUGCCGAGCAGCUGCGCGAUCUUCUGCGAGAUCCUGAUAGCAAUCUUGCUCCCUCCGCUGGGAGUCUGCCUCAGGCAUGGCUGCUGCACCGUGGAGUUCUGCAUCUGCGUGCUGCUGACGAUUCUCGGCUACCUACCUGGGAUCAUCUACGCGCUGUACGCGAUCGUGUUCAUCAAUCGGGAGGAGUUCUUCGACGAGGCCAGGCGCCCUCUCUACUCCUCUGACUACUGAUGGGUAGAUGCUGACUUUUGGCUUAAAAACAGCGAUCUGAACCGUAUCAUUGCUGUUUCUGUAUGUGUAGUGUGUAUUUCCAUUUCCCGUUGUAGACUCCUUUGAAAAUUUGGAUGUUAAUGAAGCUCUCAAUUAGUUCAAUCUGCUUGAAUCUAUGGCGGAAGGAAGAAUUGCCUGGCUGCUUUCUUGAAUUGGUUUGUUCUUCUUUUGGUUGGACACGCUCAUGGUAGCAAGAAAAAUCUCCACUCCGUCCCUGCUCCACGAGAAGUAAUGGGCAAAGUCGGGGUGGAAACCCUAGCGCUCCCCAUUAGGGGGCGAAACGGCAGAUAUAAAAAUGAGGGCCAUUGAUAUGAAGCUGACUAGCUGAGCCCGCUCUAAAUCUCUGCUCUAUUCGUCUUAUUCCGUUUUUGGCUCCUAGAGCUUAUGCAAAUUAGAUAGUAGUACCUUUACUGUAAAUUUUGCUUCAAGUUUUUCAGUUUUCAAGCUCUGAUUAUUGCCCAAUGAUGGAAAACAAAUACCUUGAUCGGCUGCCGAUGGUUGAACUUUCCGUUUCCAUUGCUAGUCUUCACUCACCACCGCGGUAUCCACCUCCUUAUCUCACCACCACCACCACCGUGCACACACCCCCCCACGACUGCUGUGGUGGUGUUUGAAGGCUGGCUUAUGGAUCCAUCGGCGCUUAAUGAUUCUAAGCUAUGAGAUCUGAGGGCAUUUUUAAUAUGUUUCAUCUUGGUGUAUAUUUUUGAGUAUAUUCAUGUCAUUAGCUUAAAUUUAUUCAACAUUUUGGUUGGACUUUUGGCUAUUGGUAGCUGAAAGUUUCAGUCUUUAGGGCAUUUUGACUAUAGGUUGUGAGUGGAUUUGCCCGAUGAUGAAAGCUCUUGUUGAUUUGAGCUCUCCAGUACUCAUAAUCUUCUUAAUCUCUCUCCAUUGUCACUCUUUGUUGUGUUGUUGUUGUUGUUGUUGUACAGCUACUGCUGCUCUUACUAUUUGCUGGUAGCAGUAGUGGCAUUGUUCUUUCCCUUUUGCUUCCCGUCAGAAUAAAGAUGAGUGACUUACCAUCUAUGAAUUCUCAUAACCAGGAGAAUCUGAGGGCGUGGGAUACUGUUUAUUCUUAUUGUAAUUGAUCCAACUUUUGUGGAAAUUGUUUUUCUGAAAGUGUAAAUGACUAGUGGUAAUUGCAGGCUGUGAUAAAACAUAAUGUUAGGAAGUGUUGGCAGGCUGUGAUCCAACUUUAUUUGUUAUCAGUCUCUUGAUAAAUUUUCAGGUUAGCUCUGUCAAGUGUCAGUCUCAUAGAACAGCCUCUUGAAGGACUCCAUAGCUUCAGCUUCCAAGCAAAUUGUCAAGGACAGACUCCCAUCAGCAUUUUGUGGCAGGAGGUGCCCUGUCCCUUCAAUGUAGUCCACUUUGCUAGUUAGUAUUGGACUUCCCCAUCCAAAGACUGCACCUUUGAAAGGGAGGCUCAUCCAGCUCACCAGCAACAGGUUGGGCGAUUGACAGGGUCGAACCUCGAUGACACCCUCGGGAUUGCUGGGAUCUUCCAUGUAAUUUAUUGAUGACCUUAGAUACUCAUCAUCCAUCCUGGAUAUGGCCUUCCGAAUCCUCCCCACUGUUUGUAGUAAUGGCUCGUCAGCAAGUUCUCGUGUUACAGCGACCGCCGAGGUAAUAACGAUCACGUUGCCAAAGUACUGCCGAGGGAUUGGAGGUUUCAUCCUGGAUCUGGCAUCGACUGGAAUCUGCAAUUUUGUUGGCUGCUCAUCUGUCAAGCCGCGUGCUUUGCUCACACAGCGCCAUAUAUGUGCUGACAGGAUCUCGUAGGUGCUGUAUCUGACCUCUGAUUGGUUGCUCCUUGGAUUGGCCUUCUCCUUCAGUGUGCUCAGUUGGUCUGGUGUCAUCUUCAGGAUGUGGUUGGUAGUUAGUUUUGGCGGGCUUUCUGGCUGUAGUGGCUUGGUGUCUGUAAUCAUGAUAGGGUGAGGAUCAUGCUCGGUGUGGUGAAAUUCUCGGGCUGGUUCUCGAGCUUUGAGAAUCGUGCGGUCCAUAAUCAGCAUGGUUGCAAGGUAUACACCACGAGUCAUCUCUGCCCAAGUGUUGAUGAAGCUGAGUGCUGAUAUGUCAUCCACUACAUUGUGGUUCAUCCCAAUUCCGAGACAAACUCCGCCACAGUUGAACCUUGUUACUUAGAAAGUUAGAAAACAGAACAAUCAACUUGUGAGUGAUUAAGUUUGCACAAAAAUGCAUUGCCUUGUGUUGCAAUUCAUCCCAAGGGGCUCACCUGGAGAAGGAACAGAGGGUAAGAAGAAAUCCCUUUGGAGUAACCAACACUAGGAACCAGCUCGGUCAAUUCAUCCUCAGCUUUAUGCAAGAACUCUCCUAGCUGAUUGAUUGUGGUCUCUACGUCCGCCUCUUGAAACAAGACUCCUUCCCCGUUGCAGUCCAGUUCAAGCCUGCCAUUAUUGUCUCUCCCAAGCCUCCCUGCCAUGGGAUAGAAUGGCACCAGGGCCUUGCUCAGAGCGUCCUUCAUCAUUUUGGCGUCGAAGAAAUCAGAAGAAGUAGAGUGCUGGCUGUCGGCCUCUUUGUAUAUGUAGAUCGUCUUGAGAUGAGUUUUUGGAUGCACAAUGUCCAAGUUCGACAGCCAUAGUCUAUGCCUCGGCGUGCAUUUUGCUGGGCGUACUAUGCUCAUCUGUCUCACACUCACCUUCAUUUUCAUGAAAGAACAGAAGGCAGACCAAGUUUUUAAGACUGGAAAUGAUGAGG
Messenger RNA from Linum tenue, 3211 nucleotides. NCBI's taxonomy places the organism in Eukaryota, Viridiplantae, Streptophyta, Magnoliopsida, Malpighiales, Linaceae. The record is from the annotation of a GenBank genome assembly.